Messenger RNA from Ceratina calcarata, 3244 nucleotides. RefSeq names its product decaprenyl diphosphate synthase subunit 1 qless (gene qless). The coding region runs from base 167 to 1390 and encodes 407 amino acids. Gene Ontology annotation, cellular component: transferase complex; mitochondrion. The transcript has 8 exons. Gene Ontology annotation, molecular function: prenyltransferase activity. The record is from RefSeq and is a predicted model, not a curated record. Lineage: Eukaryota; Metazoa; Arthropoda; Insecta; Hymenoptera; Apidae. Gene Ontology annotation, biological process: isoprenoid biosynthetic process; ubiquinone biosynthetic process.
CCUAAUUUUUAAUACCUUUUCGAUUAAUGCCGCGUGCAGGUGUAUUUACGAGUGGGAAAGGGAAAGGGAAAAGUGAGUGGGGAACUGAUUUUGUACUCUCGGUGGGGACUGGUGGAACUCGAAAGUCUUUACGAGUCGUGUGAUUCGGCUCACUACAGUUUUCGCUAUGGCGUGUAUAGGGUCGAGUAGGCUCUGUGCUCGUGCAGAGAAAUUGUGCCAGUUUGGACAUUUCGCCCAAUUACGAAGGAAAGUUUCCACGACAUGUGUCAAGUCACGACCCAGAAUCGAACAUCCGACAAGUACUUUAGUUCAACAUUGUCAGAGUAGAACGAGCACACGAGACUGCAGGACGAACGUCGCAAGGAUGAUGAGUUCUAUGCAGACACAGUUGCCAGGAUCCGUGCACGAUUAUCAAGUCGAUCCUUACCGACUUAUCGAGGAUGACCUCAAGGGUUUCUACGAAGAUGUACGAGAGGUACUCAUCAGGAACACGACGCAGAAGGAGCUGCAGACUAUAUCGACGUACUACUUCGACGGCAAGGGAAAGGCCGUACGACCGAUGGUAGCGAUCCUCAUGGCACGAGCUAUCAAUUAUCACAAGGAAAGAAACGGUCUCUUGUUAUCGCAGCGACAAGUGGCGAUGAUCUCCGAGAUGAUCCACAACGCAUCCUUGAUCCACGACGACGUAAUCGACCAGCCGGACUUCCGCCGUGGUAAACCCUCGAUCAAUGUCGUUUGGAGCCAAAAGAAGGUAACGAUGGCUGGUGAUUAUAUUUUGGCAGUAGCGGCGGUUAUGAUAGCUCAACUACGAAACGACGACGUCACUCUUACUCUUAGUCAGGUCGUGACGGACCUGGUGCAGGGUGAAUUUAUGCAGCUUGGCUCUAAGGAGACGGAGAACGAGAGAUUCGCGCAUUACCUCACGAAAACAUACCACAAGACCGCCAGUUUGAUCGCCAACGCCUCAAAGGCGGUGGCCAUGCUAGCGGGUGCCGAUGAUGAACUAGCGGAAGUAGCUUUCCAAUACGGAAGAAAUGUCGGUUUAGCGUUUCAAUUAGUCGACGAUCUUUUGGAUUUUGUAUCAUCUUUGCCAACAAUGGGCAAACCGACCGCAGCGGAUUUGAAACUGGGCCUCGCGACUGCUCCAGUUCUUUUUGCUUGCGAACGGUAUCCAGAAUUAAACGCGAUGAUCAUGCGCCGAUUUCAAGAACCAGGGGACGCCGAGAAAGCGUUCGAGCUGGUGCACAAAUCGCAGGGCCUCGAUCAGACGAGAUUCCUGGCGCGAAAGCAUUGCGUGGAAGCCGUGAAACUCGCACAGUCGUUAGCCGAAAGCCCGUACCAAAAAGGCUUGCAAGUCGUCUGCGAUUUGGUACUGAAUCGCAUGAAGUAGUGAUCGGAGACGAUCACGAUACGAAUUGCGUGUACGACAAAAGUAAAGCGUAAGGCGAAACGUCUGGGGAAGGAAACUAGUAGUCGCAAAGAACGAACGUUGGCAUCGAAAAGCGCCAAUUAUUACACAUUUGCAUCAAGAUAAGCAUAACGUGCCCUUGAUACGACAAAGUGUUCAGAUACUAUCGAAGAAUCGAAGAGACGGUCACGAUAUUCUUGUUAAUUCGCUCGAAACUCGUGAACUCGUCUUCGAUAAUUAUUGUUAAUGGUACUUACAAUUCUAUACUUGAACUUGUAUGUCCGUAACAUAGACGUUUAUGAUAGUUGAUUUUGCUGAGAAAAAGAUAUUAACGGGAAAUUACAAUUUCGAAAAGUUUCGUAUGUAACGCGACGGAAAAGGUAUAUUAAUCAUGUUGUUGAUUGUCCACAAGGCAAUAUCGAGAAACGACCGACAUCGUGAUUACGGGACCGAUGCCUUGUUCGGAUUUUAGGAUGUUAAUGAAUUACAGUGUAUUUAAAAAGCGAAAAGUCGCUCUACAAGUGCCCAGGUACAUCUUGCAGAAAAGAAAGACACAACAUUUAAGAGAAUGUAAAGAGAUGAACGAUAACGUUCACUUCGCUCUAUAGUGCACAUAUUACCUGAUUUUUAUCGAUAUUGUCGUUAGCCAAUCAUAAGUGUAAAUAAAAUGACGCAUAGGAGUAGUUACGUACGUAUUAGAAUUGGUAACUCUGUGCUCGAUUGUUCUCUGGUAGAACUUGUAUACUAUUUCUCGACGGGACUUAUACAACGAACAAAUGCGAAACACUUUCCAUGACAGUAUUUUGAGUUCAACUAAUUGGGUAUUGUGUAUUGUAAAAUAAAUAAUUCAUGUAGUAAUGAGACUUCAAAUUCUCUUCUUUCUUUUAAAUUCGACGUUACGAUACAUGUCAAAAAAUGACAACUACGAAUAUACGAGUACAUUUAGCUUACAACGAGGAGCAACAAUCGCGUGGGUGCCAAUACUAAUUAACAGCAUAAUUUAAUGUUUAAAACGUGCGAAGAAUAUCUGCCAAAGAAGAUCGUAUUGGUCUUAAUUCUUCCACUCAUUUGAAAACCGUAUUUUCGGCCCGUCGAUUUCAAUAGGAAUUGUCUGUUACUAUAAUUAAUUGGCGUAUUUUAAAUCAAUGAAAUUACUAAAAUGCCUUCGUAGAAUUAUUUUAUCUUUUGAUGCAAAAAGAUGUCUAAUGAAAAUGGAAUACCAUCAUUCCACGGUCUGUCGCAUGAAAGCUGCUCAAAACAUGUACUACAUAACGAAACAUAUAGGUAUAAAUGUAUAAUAACUUAUAUUUAUAACAUGAAUUAAUGUAUAUAAUUGCUCUUUAAGGUAACACAAAUCACUGUUGUAAGAUUAUUAAUGAGAACAAACGCAAAAUAUGUAAUUAUGUUCAAACUUAGAUGUACGUUAGAGUAAAGAGAUUCUCGAUUGGUACGCAGAACAGAAAUAAAUGAAGCUCUCGAUCUUCUGCACAUCUUACAAUCAUUACAUUUAUCAUUCAUUUAGAUCGUGCAUGUUACUUCUUUGGAAUUGUUAUAUAUAGUCAAAUGCUAUGUCUAUCAGAAUGAGAAAUUAGUCUAUCGAUUGAAAUGAAAUGAUUUUAAUAAUCGUCCGUACGUUUAAAAGUAUGUGCAAAUGCACUGGUGAUAUAAAACACAAGUGAAAUCUAUUUUUCAUGUGAAUCAUGCAUGCGAAUAUUGUAAUUAAUUAAUAUUAAAAUACGUAUACCGGAGCAAAAUUCUGGAAUUGUAGUAUUGCAAGAAAUGAGUAUUUCGACUUUAGAUCGAUUAGCUUCAUUAUUAAUAAAAUUGUAAACCGAC